AUGUCUGAAGCUCAAUCCGAAGCGAAGCGCAGGGCGGAAGCUCGAAAGGCAAAGAUCCUGGCGAGGGGCAAUUCUGGCCUGGCGAGGCUAGCCACUACGGCUAGAGGUGAAGAAGCCAGCAAGUUGUUUGACGCUUCGUCGACCCCAUCACGUACAGCAUCUCCCGCAACAUCGGAUGCAGGUCCUCAACAACCAACUGCCAACACGGCCUCUCCUUCGAUCCAUCAACCCCACCCUCUUCACCACUCUCAAUCUCGAUUCCGACCUGAACCUGACGCUCGUCGAUCCCGCGGUCCGUCGACCCCGGCGUUUGCUGCUCGACGGGACGACGUAGAGACGCCUGAUUCGGACCUCAACUUUGGGGGCGGGUCGCCCGAUGAGCAGUAUCGGAGACAACUCGAACAGAUGAUGAGCAUGUUAGGUGGUGGAGCCGGAGCGCCAGGAAUGGGAAUGGGAGGUCCGGCAAGCAUGGGGAUGGGAGGAGAGAACCCAUUAGCGGCACUUUUGGCCCAGAUGGGAGGCGGAGGAGCGCCAGGCGCCAAUCCGCUUGGCAUCACAUCUGGCGCUUCGGACUUUGACCCAGACUCCCUUGGAGGGCUUGGUGGGAAUGGCAACGAAGACCCGAUGGCGGCCAUGUUUAAAGCCAUGUCAUCAGGUGCAGGCGGACCCGGUGGUGCCCUCCCCCCCGGUCUCUUUGGCGGCGAUCCAAACAACCCCAACCCUCUCUUCCCGUCCUCCCAAUCCCUGAAAAAACCUCUCAUCCAACGCAUAUUCCCCUUCAUCCACGUACUCGCCAUGGUAGCGCUCUGGGCAUUCAUCGUCCUCUGGUGGGAACCGAGUCUACACCCAUCUUCGACGAUCCUCGGAUCUGGAAGGCCCUGGACGUGGAGCAAUCUGGCAAAGUAUGGAUUGUUGAGCGGGAACGGCGAGGGUGGCAAGUUCAGGAAUCUGGAGAGGGAUCUGGAAAGACAGACGAGAUUUGCUACAUUGCCCGUAUUUUGGGCUUUUACCACGGUCGAAGUCCUCCUCCAGAGCACCCGUGCCAUGCUCUUCAAGGCACCCCCCUCGCUGCCCGGUAUGGUGUCCAACUUUCUCCCCCUCAUGCCUCCUCACAUCUCUUCCCUCCUCUUGACCGGUUCGCGAUACGUCAGCCUCGUCAACCAAGCAUGGAAAGACGGCUGUGUGCUAUUGUUCCUCUUGGGUCUCGGUGUACUCUCGAGCGGACUCUUUGGCAGAUCAUCCCUCGUCUCGGCAUAG
Messenger RNA from Filobasidium floriforme, 1257 nucleotides. RefSeq lists its product as uncharacterized. Gene Ontology annotation, biological process: retrograde vesicle-mediated transport, Golgi to endoplasmic reticulum. Lineage: Eukaryota; Fungi; Basidiomycota; Tremellomycetes; Filobasidiales; Filobasidiaceae. The transcript is spliced from 5 exons. The coding region runs from base 1 to 1257 and encodes 418 amino acids. The record is from RefSeq and is a predicted model, not a curated record.